Histoplasma mississippiense is the source of this 765-nucleotide messenger RNA. RefSeq lists its product with no specific name. The transcript has 3 exons. The coding region runs from base 1 to 765 and encodes 254 amino acids. Lineage: Eukaryota; Fungi; Ascomycota; Eurotiomycetes; Onygenales; Ajellomycetaceae. The record is from RefSeq and is a predicted model, not a curated record.
AUGGAUUUCACUCUGGAAAAGGAGGUUCAGAAGAACACUCGCUCCGGCCAGGCAUUCGAAGAGGACGCCGAGAUGACCGGCACGUAUGAAAACGCCCACAUCAGCAAUUUCCGCGUGCCCCUCGUCUUCCGCCACCCUCAGCUCCCGCGCAUCCAAGUCGCCGCAAACGCCACUUCAAUGUCCAUCCUCCCGACCAUUCUCGACCUCCUCAUCUCGACCAACUCCCUGGAUGCCAUCGACACCACCGCAGCCUCAGAUCUCAUUCACGAUUACGAAGCCCAGUCACUGCUACGCCCCUUCAGGCCCUCGCUCAACGGCCGCCAGGCGUGGAAUUUCGGCAUCAUCAACUCCGGCGGCUCACUGCUGGCCAUUACGUCCGCUGCCGUUCCUUAUCGGCUUGUCAUCCCGCUGGGCGGCAGCCACACGUUCCGCUUCACCCACAUGGUCAAGGAUCCGAACGAGCUCCAUCCGCUUGAGAAAUGGACGCUGGGCGACAUUGUCAACGUCGUUAAGCACAUGUACGGCGAGGAAGCGGCCAGCUGGGUGCGCGAAGCCGAUGCUGUGGCCAGAUGGUGGGCGGCGGAAGUGCGUCAUAUGCGAGGGAUUUAUUUGUCUGUGCUUUCCUUCAUCCCACUCUUUUCGAAUAUUGGGUGGGCGUUCUGUGUUUUUCCUGUUAUCAUCAUCAUCAUCAUCAUCAUCAUCAUCAUCAUCAUCAUCAUCAUCAUCAUCAUCAUCAUCAUCAUCGUCAUUGUUUUCCUCGCUUGA